Messenger RNA from Agrilus planipennis (emerald ash borer), 1696 nucleotides. RefSeq names its product adenylyltransferase and sulfurtransferase MOCS3. The record is from RefSeq and is a predicted model, not a curated record. Gene Ontology annotation, cellular component: cytoplasm; cytosol. The transcript has 8 exons. Lineage: Eukaryota; Metazoa; Arthropoda; Insecta; Coleoptera; Buprestidae. The coding region runs from base 149 to 1444 and encodes 431 amino acids. Gene Ontology annotation, biological process: tRNA wobble position uridine thiolation; protein urmylation. Gene Ontology annotation, molecular function: adenylyltransferase activity; URM1 activating enzyme activity; thiosulfate-cyanide sulfurtransferase activity.
UAUUACUUAAAACUUAUGUUUUGUACAUCAGCGAAUAAAAAUAACAAAAACAAGGAAAAACAAGAGCACGAAUACAGACCGAUAAGUGUCAUCAGUAUCAUUCCAUUUGAUACAAAAAGAGAAUAUUAAGAGAAUAAAAUAGUAAACAAUGACUACAAAUAAAAAAGAACUGGAAAAUGAAAUACGUACUUUAAAGGAAAUACUAUACCAGAAAGAAAAGGAACUGGAACAAUUAAAUAAAGUGUUUGAAAAGAGUAGUAAUUUAUCACCCUCAGAGAUCUCCAGGUAUAGUAGACAAAUAAUAUUGCCUUCUGUUGGAGUUGAGGGUCAGUUAACAUUAAAGAAAAGUGCUGUCCUAAUUGUAGGGGUUGGAGGGCUAGGAUGCCCUGCUGGUCAGUAUUUAGCAGCUGCAGGAAUAGGUAAAUUAGACAUAUUAGACAGUGAUGAAGUUGAGAUCACAAAUUUACACAGACAAAUCCUUCAUGUAGAAAGGAACAUAGGAGAGACAAAAGUAAAGUCUGGAUAUGACUCUCUGAAAAGGCUAAAUAGUAAUGUAGAAGUAAAUCCUUUGGAGUUACAUGCAAAUGGAGAAACUUUACAAAAAGUGUUCUCUGAAAACAAAUACGACGUUGUUGUUGAUUGCACAGAUAAUGUAGCAACACGAUAUUUGUUAAAUGAUAUGUGUGUAUUUAACAAAGUUCCUUUGGUAUCUGGCAGUGCUUUACAAUUGGAAGGGCAGCUGACAGUCUAUAAUUACAAAAAGGGGUUGUGUUAUCGUUGUCUAUUUCCAGUUCCCCCUCCUCCUCAAACUGUAACAAGCUGUGGAGAAGGUGGAGUUUUAGGAGCGAUUCCUGGAGUAAUUGGUGUCCUGCAGGCAUUGGAAGUGAUAAAAAUUCUCUUGGACUUCCCAGGAGUGUUAUCAGGACGAUUAUUAAUUUUUGAUGGGUCUGACACAGUAUUUCGGAAUAUUAAACUACGCCAAAGAAAUCCUCAGUGUGUAGUAUGUGGAGAUAAUCCGGUCAUAACGAAACCAAUCGAUUAUGAGCAAUUUUGUGGCUCAAAAGCAGCAGAUAAGGUGACUGAUAUAAAAAUACUCAACUCUAACGAUGAAACAGAUGUGAAAGAAUUUAAUUCAAUUACUAAAAAAAUUGUUAUCGACGUACGACAGGAGGCUGAGUUUCAGAUGUGUCAUCUUCCAAAUUCGAUUAAUAUUCCAUACAAAAAUAUAGUUAAAGGCAUUAAUUUGGAGGCUCUGAAUGAAAUUUUAACUGGCGUUAAUGAUAAUGAGAAAGUUUAUUUCUUGUGUAGAAGAGGUAAUGAUUCCCAGAGGGCGGUUUCUUUGCUAAAAGAGAAAUUUAACGAUUCUUGUGCCAUAUUAUUGAGUGUUGCAGGUGGAUUAAAUGCUUACAGUAAGUUAAUUGAUCCAUCAUUUCCAUUAUAUUAGUGUUAGAAACUGUUUCAAUCCAAUUAAAAAAUAAUUCAGUCGAAAAUCGUAAAAAAUGGUUGUGAUAUUUGUAUCUUUUACUAGUAUUAAAUUAUCAUAAUGUAAAGGUCAUUAAUCUUGUAACUCCAGAUACAAAUAACAAAGAUGAAAUAUUUUAUUGUUUUGUGUACAUGCAUAGCAUAGCUUUUUUAAACAAAGUAAUUUAAUUAUACUGACCAGUUUAUUUUAUUUGCAUGUUACAAUAAAAAAAUU